UGUUCUCUCAGUCUGCUGAAGAAGAUGAGCAUGGUUCCGCUGUGCUGGUGACGCAGCUAUCGAGUCUGUCUGUGUUUAUCUCUGUAAAAUCAGUAAAAUCAGUCGUUUACUCGCCUUAACGCCUCCCUCCCCCUAACUCCAUCAGCAUGGGGAAAAAGGAGAGGGGAGAUCGGGAGAGGAAGUCUAAGAAACGGUAUCAUGAGGAGGAUGAGGAUGAGGAAGAAGCCAUGGGGAGCGAGUCACAGGAGGCCAUUCCUGCAGCAGCCGGCAAGCAAGUGGAUGAAUCCAGCACUAAACUGGAUGAAUAUGGGGCUAAGGACUACCGCUCACAGAUGUUAUUGAAGAAUGACCAUGGUUCUCGACCUCUGUGGGUGGCUCCUGAUGGUCAUAUCUUCCUGGAGGCUUUCUCACCAGUCUAUAAGUACGCUCAGGACUUUCUGGUGGCCAUAGCCGAGCCAGUGUGCAGACCCAACCAUGUGCAUGAAUACAAACUGACCGCCUAUUCACUCUACGCUGCUGUAAGUGUUGGCCUGCAGACAUCAGACAUCGUGGAGUAUCUCCAGAAGCUCAGUAAAACCUCAGUGCCAGAUGGCAUCAUUCAGUUUAUAAAGUUGUGUACUGUGAGCUAUGGGAAAGUCAAGCUGGUACUGAAGCACAACAGGUAUUUUGUGGAGAGUGCUUUUCCAGAUGUGAUCCAGAGGCUGCUGCAGGAUGUUGUGAUUCGAGACUGCCGUCUGCGCACUGCUGAGGGGGAGGAGACUGAGCUCAUCACUGAGGUUAUCUCCAGCAAGCCUGCAAUUUCGAAAUCUCUGCAGGAUGGCAGCGGAGCGUCCACGUCCCAGCCGGCAGAGGGUCAGCGCACUGGUGCACAGGUCCCUGAGGACAUCUUCAGCUACUACGAACAGAUGGACAAGGAAGAGGAGGAAGAAGAGGAGACCCAGACUGUAUCUUUUGAGAUUCGACAGGAGAUGAUUGAAGAACUACAAAAGCGCUGUAUCCAGCUUGAAUAUCCUCUGUUGGCGGAAUAUGAUUUCCGCAAUGACACAGUCAACCCUGAUAUUAACAUGGACCUGAAGCCCACAGCCGUUCUCAGACCUUAUCAGGAGAAGAGCCUCCGCAAGAUGUUCGGCAAUGGUCGAGCUCGCUCUGGAGUCAUCGUUCUGCCCUGCGGUGCUGGGAAGUCUUUAGUGGGAGUGACUGCAGCCUGCACGGUGCGGAAGCGCUGCCUGGUACUGGGAAACUCAUCUGUGUCGGUGGAGCAGUGGAAAGCCCAGUUUAAGAUGUGGUCCACCAUUGAUGACUCUCAGAUCUGCCGCUUUACGUCAGAUGCUAAAGACAAGCCCAUUGGCUGCUCUGUGGCCAUCAGCACCUACUCUAUGCUGGGUCACACCACCAAGCGCUCCUGGGAGGCUGAGAGAGUCAUGGAGUGGAUGCGCAGCCAGGAAUGGGGGCUUAUCAUCCUCGAUGAGGUCCACACUAUUCCAGCAAAGAUGUUCCGGCGUGUUCUGACCAUAGUCCAGGCCCACUGUAAGCUGGGUCUGACCGCUACACUGGUGCGAGAGGACGACAAGAUUGUAGAUCUCAACUUCCUGAUUGGUCCCAAACUGUACGAAGCCAACUGGAUGGAGCUUCAAAACAACGGCUACAUCGCAAAAGUGCAGUGCGCUGAGGUGUGGUGUCCGAUGUCGCCUGAGUUUUAUCGUGAGUACGUGGCUAUAAAAACUAAGAAGCGGAUCCUGCUGUACACCAUGAACCCCAACAAGUUCCGAGCCUGCCAGUUCCUCAUCCGCUAUCACGAGAGACGCAACGACAAGAUCAUCGUCUUCGCCGACAACGUCUUCGCACUCAAAGAAUACGCCAUCCGUCUCAACAAACCAUACAUCUAUGGCCCCACAUCUCAAGGGGAGAGGAUGCAGAUCCUCCAGAAUUUCAAGCACAACCCCAAGAUCAACACCAUCUUUAUCUCCAAGGUGGGAGACACGUCAUUCGACUUGCCUGAGGCGAACGUUUUAAUUCAGAUCUCGUCUCAUGGAGGAUCUCGCCGUCAGGAGGCCCAGAGGUUGGGCAGAGUGUUACGUGCCAAGAAAGGAAUGGUUGCUGAAGAGUACAAUGCCUACUUCUAUUCGCUAGUAUCUCAGGACACACAGGAGAUGGCCUAUUCUACCAAGAGACAGCGUUUCCUGGUUGACCAGGGAUACAGUUUCAAGGUGAUCACUAAGAUGGCAGGAAUGGAAGAGGAGGAUCUGAUGUUUAACACACGUGAGGAGCAGCAGCAGCUCCUGCAGAAGGUUCUGGCAGCAUCUGAUCUGGAUGCAGAGGAAGAGGUAGUGAUGGGAGAGAUGGGAGGAAAACCUCAGUUUUCUCGCCGGCCCGGUACCAUGAGCUCCAUGUCAGGCGCUGAUGACACCGUCUAUAUGGAGUACCAUACUCGUGGCAACAAAGGAGCAGCCAACAAGAGCGUCCACCCUCUGUUCAAGCGCUUCCGCAAGUGAUUUCUUCACUGCUUCACUGUGUGAGAACGGUUCUACUAAUGCCAGCCGGGAUUCUUCAGAAGCCAAGCCCAAAUCAUGGACUCUCACUGAAGAACACUGGGAGUGAGACUUUUCCAAACGGGAGUGUGAAGAAAGGGGUGGAAUAUUUAUGGGUUGAAGAAAAAAAAACUACAGUUGUAAAGAAAAGACUACAACCUGGAGUAGUGCUGCGUUUUAUUUAAACUCUGUUGCUGGAAUUCCGGAUAGAAAAUUUAAACUAGAUGCUCCAACUGGUCUCCUUUCUUACUUUGAAAGUCAAGAGUCUCGCAACCCUGAAUUCAGAAUUCAAGAUGGCUGCCUCGCUUAUUAACAGUAGCAAAGGCAGACACACACAGUAUUGUCUGAUUCUACCUGUGAACAUAUUUAACUUUUAUUUUACAUUGUUUCCACACUACUUUGUUUGGUCUGAACUAAAAGCAGGAGUAAAGCACAUUAGAAAGGUUCCUCUAACCACAGUCCAGCCCAAAGGACUCGACUUUCUUCCAACUAAAAGAGGUGGUCUCUGUCCAGGUUGCUCACUGAUUGUGUGCUGAAAUCACGCAGUAGUAUUGACACAUGCUUACACUGGGAAUUCAUUUAUUUACUAUAACUGCAUAUUAAUUAUUAUCUUUUACACUUUUUAUGGUAUGGGACGUGUAUGCCAUGGAAGGGGAGUCUGAUUCUGCUGAUUCUGACAAAGAGCUGGAAAUUGUCACAACACCUUUCAAAGCAACUUGCUGAACUCUAAUUAACUAAUUCUAAUUAACCUACUAAUUUUCUACAAACCAGUUAAUAUGGGGUAUGGAGAGACUCCGCUCACAUAGCUGAUGACGACAGAUUAAGUUAAGUUCUUUAGUCCACUCACUUAGCUAAACAAACCAAAUAUAUACAGUGUAACAAAUACAUAAACCUUGAUGUGGCUUCUGGUCCAGACUUUCAGGUGUUAGUAUGCCAUACAUGUGCAAAACACUGUAUAAUGUGUUAUUAUCUGGCAUUGCUAACAGUGUUAACAAUAUUAGCUCACCUGUAAAUGAAAUGCAGCAUGACAUAUAGUCCUGGGAAAAGUGUAGUCUGCUCACUGUUUGAGUCACCUGAUUCAAACCUCAGGCUUCUUUCUUGAGUUCUUUGCAGUUUGAAUCUGAAUCGAAAAAGUUGGAUGUGCUAAACUGUGUAAAAGAACACUGUGGCAAGGAAUGAUUGAAUUUAAGUCAGAAUGGAAGUUUCAUAUGCAGACCUUGUAUAUUUUUGUUGAUGUAAAUGUUUGAACUUUUUCUCUGUUGAAUUUAAUAUCUCUCAUGUCAUGGGAUCAUUAAAUAAAAUGUUGUUGUUAUGCUUC
This is a messenger RNA of Astyanax mexicanus (Mexican tetra), 3846 nucleotides long. It is a transcript of the gene ercc3, whose product is annotated as excision repair cross-complementation group 3. The coding region runs from base 147 to 2492 and encodes 781 amino acids. The transcript is spliced from 15 exons. Gene Ontology annotation, molecular function: ATP binding; DNA binding; 3'-5' DNA helicase activity. The record is from RefSeq and is a predicted model, not a curated record. Lineage: Eukaryota; Metazoa; Chordata; Actinopteri; Characiformes; Acestrorhamphidae. Gene Ontology annotation, cellular component: transcription preinitiation complex; transcription factor TFIIH holo complex; nucleotide-excision repair factor 3 complex. Gene Ontology annotation, biological process: nucleotide-excision repair; transcription initiation at RNA polymerase II promoter.